Dendronephthya gigantea is the source of this 1932-nucleotide messenger RNA. RefSeq names its product alpha-ketoglutarate-dependent dioxygenase alkB homolog 3-like. Gene Ontology annotation, biological process: DNA repair; DNA alkylation repair. The record is from RefSeq and is a predicted model, not a curated record. Gene Ontology annotation, cellular component: nucleus. Gene Ontology annotation, molecular function: dioxygenase activity; protein binding. Lineage: Eukaryota; Metazoa; Cnidaria; Anthozoa; Malacalcyonacea; Nephtheidae. The coding region runs from base 638 to 1567 and encodes 309 amino acids. The transcript is spliced from 4 exons.
GUUCUACAAAAAAGAUCAGGUCAACAAGAAAAAGUGAUAACUAAAUAGUUAUAGAAAGAAAAAUAACGUGUUGUCAAAACUGAAUUCCAGCUAACACUUAUUAAAUUCCUGGAAAUGAAAGCGAAAGUAUAUCUGGCCACUAAAAAACGUCUGGCACUCAUUGGGAACAGAGACCAUUUUGGCAGCCCAGACCAGUACAUGUUUUCGUUCUCGUGGCGCUUUCGCGCGUGUACACGAGUCUACUUGGUCUAAUAUUAUGAGCAUAAUAAUAAACCAUAUAGACUCGUGUACACGCGCGAGCGCCACGAGAACGAAAACAUGUCUGGGCUUCCUAUAUGCAUAGACACUACAAAAGCAAGAACAAAAGCACAAUUCUGCAAUUGUUAGUGGUCAUUGAUGUCUACCUAUAAAAAUGAUCUAGUCUUCACUGAUAACCAACAAUGGAUUGUCAAACAUUGCCAAUGAAUUAUGUCGUAUAUGGAAAUCAGGCUUUGUGAUCACCAGUCUCAUGUACCAUACUUCUGGCAUCUCAGAUAGUCCAAAAACGUAUACCAGCUAACAAUUUCAAAAGUACAAAACAAAACCAAAUCCAAAGAUCAACAUUGCCAAAAUUACAAUUAUUCUCCUUUAAACAGUGAUGGAGAGCUAUGAUAUUCAAUCCAAGCCCAAGGACAAGAAAAAGGCAGACUAUUUCUUAAGUCUACCUAAUGAAGUCCUGGUGAAGAUUUUCUCUUACCUUGAAAUCCAUGAUGUCAUGUAUCUCAGCCUAGUAUGUAAGCGGUGGAACAGUGUUUCCAGUGCAGAUUCUUUGUGGGGAAAAUUUGUGCCAAAAUACCCAGGAAUAAAUCUCCCAAAAGCAAAGACCCAAAAGAAUAUUUUUCGAAAGCUCUGGUCUGAUGGAGUCCAAAUUGGAAAAGAAAGAUGGUUGCCCAACCCACUGCCUGAUCUUGUAGAAUAUAACAUUUCAUUGGAGAAACAUAAUAAAGAACAUAUUCCGGAAGAAAGUGAUGAAGUAUUUUCACUGUCAAAGUGUAUGCUUUAUCUUCGUUUAAAUCAACUUUAUCGUUUCACUACUGAUGAAGUAGAACAUGAUGAUCCUCUCAUGGGGGAAAUUGUUCAUACAAUUUGUGAUAAACUAGGACACAUUUAUAAACCUGGUGAUGAGGAGCCUGAUGUUCCUGUACCGGAUACAACAUCUCUUAUAGACAUGGUCUUUUUUGGAGAUAAGAAAUUUGCCAUGUGGAUGAUUGCCUAUUGCUGUUACGAUUCACGAACGAGUGAGCAUCGUUUUCUGAAGGAAAACGAGAAACUAAUCGAUGAAGAAGGCCGUAUUAACGGCCGAGGAGUCGGUGAUGCUUUCUUAGUUCCGGGAGGAAUGUGUUUGAGCAAGAGCCUUUUUGAUCAAAUUCGAAAUAUUGUUGUUGGUACAAAUGACCGAUUUAUAAUUUAUAAUGUCGCUCUUAGUUAUAGAAAUGAACAAUUUGACGAACUUCCCUAUGCGAGGCAAAUUUUAGUUAGCGACACAGCAGUCGUUCUUUGUGCGAGCCGAAGAUUUGCAACCUCGUAACCUCUAAAUUCAAAGGUGAUGUUUGAAACUUUUAACCCUAUUUUCAGGGUAAUUGUCAAACCAAAUAACUAUUGAUUAAAUGUUACGGGGUUUUGCAUUUGGAUCAAGGACGUCAAUCCAGAAGAGAGGGGUUGGAAACAAAUAUCUAAUUGUCCUCCAAUUAUUAACGUUUGUGACAAAAUCAUUUUACUUCGCGAUUCAAAUGUUCGAUGUAUAAUUAAUACAAAUACAUUUUACUAUUAGCCUCGCACUAAACUAUACCUGAACCUUAUGUUGGGAGUGAUACGACUGCAGAUGUCGACCACUCGACCCCAGCGUUAUAGUCGGUUCAAAGUUGAAUGUUAACACAUGGACAUCAUCAUUCA